Messenger RNA from Aegilops tauschii subsp. strangulata, 2456 nucleotides. RefSeq lists its product as uncharacterized. Gene Ontology annotation, molecular function: protein kinase activity; ATP binding. Lineage: Eukaryota; Viridiplantae; Streptophyta; Magnoliopsida; Poales; Poaceae. Gene Ontology annotation, biological process: protein phosphorylation. The record is from RefSeq and is a predicted model, not a curated record.
GUGGAACCAAUGAACCAUCAUCAUGUAUAAUUGCAGCUCAACUUGCUCUACUACACCAAACACUAAUCUGGCUGGAGGACAUCUACGCUCUAGCCACCAUCGAAGCGUUGACAUUGUGGCCUGGGUUGUCGUCGUCUUCCUCAAAGCUCAGGAGCGCCGUGGUGAUCCAGAUCUCGCCCAUCUCUGCUCACGGCCAGCGGGUUCUACAGGACUAGCUACUUAACUGUACUUCACUGCUCGUUGGUGCUGCACCGUGGUGUUGAUUGUGAAUGGAUAGCGACAUUAGCAUCAGACACAAAGUUGACCUGGAGCGCAUGCUGCUUGAUGGAAGUACAGAGCCAACACGCCUGGCGUUAUCACUUCUAGAAGACAUCACAAAUGGUUUCUCUGAUGAUCAGGAAAUUGGCAGUGGUGGGUUUGCGGUAGUUUAUAAGGGAAUGGUGGGAAAAGGGAUGGUCGCUGUUAAGAAGCUGUCCAAAACAUUUGGUGUGCAUGAGAAUAAAUUCUAUAAAGAGGUUGAGUGCCUAAUGAAGGUCAAGCACAAAAACAUAGUGCGUUUCCUGGGAUAUUGUUCCGACACGCAAGGGAGAGCUGCAAAUUGCGAAGGGAAAUUUGUCAUGGCAGAGCUGCGAAAUUGGUUGCUAUGUUUUGAGUAUGUAGUGAACGGAAGCCUCGAUAAGUAUGUUUCUGAUGCAUCUCAUGGACUUGAAUGGAGGGAGCGCUACGAUAUUAUCAAGGGAAUAUGUGAGGGCUUACUUCAUCUUCAUGAGGAACGCAUUCUCCACUUAGACCUGAAGCCUGGUAAUAUAUUGGUAGAUGAUCACAUGGUACCCAAAAUUGCUGAUUUUGGUCUAUCAAGGUGCCUUGAUAAAGAGCGAACCCGGGCUUCUACUUUAAACCCAUGUGGAUCAAUGGGAUAUUUGGCACCAGAAUCUUUCGGAGGGAAACUCACAUUCGCGUCAGACAUAUACAGUCUUGGCGUUAUCAUCCUGGAAAUACUGACAGGAGAGAAGGGGUAUCCAGAACAUGAGGAUGUGGUUAAGACUUGGAUGAAUAGGUUGGAGGGAUCAGAUCAAUCGGAGGCACACUUGGAGCAAGUUAGAGUAUGCAUCAAGAUAGGCAUGGAAUGCAUUGACUCGGGCCCAAAGAAGAGACCAGUUGCACGGCAUAUAAAUGAUAGGCUUGAUAAAAUGGCAAGUACCAUGGAAACUGGCAUCAGUAGUUCAUCAUUUGAACAAGUUAGUUUCCUAAAGGAACAAUGCUGUGAAGAGAAAGUUGCAAAGCUUUCAUCUGAGUACCUUGGAAAGGACAUCAAGGAACAUGCUGAAACAGAAGAACUUGCAAAAUAUGUUGGGGCACCUAAAGAAGAUCAUUGGCAGCAAAUUCGAGAAAAAGCUCCAGGUGAUCAAUGGUCAUUAUGGGGAGCGCAAGAUACAAAUCAAAAUGUCAUCCCACAAGGUGCGAGCAUUUCUAGCUUUUGCUCUGGUUUUCUCCACAAGUUGUACAAUAUGGACAUCUUCAACACAAAAGCACACUUGAAUUAUGUAAGGGACAGUGGGCUUACGUUGCAGAGAGCAAAACAACUGAGACCUUUCAAAAGGGAUGAGCUCGAGCCAUUUUUAAAGGAUUUUUAUUUCAUUGGAAGAGGUGGCUUUGGAGAAGUUUACAUGGGACUUGUUAAUGAUGUACGAGUCGUAGUAAGGAAGCUGAUUAGUGGUACUAUGUCGGAGAAUGGGGAGCCAUUUCCAAAUGAAGUCGGCAACCAAUGUGAACUUAUUCACAGAAACAUCGUUAGGCUCAUAGGUUAUUGCUUUGAAGUUGACACGCCAGCGCUAGUCUAUGAGUAUCCCUCCAGAGGUAGCCUCCAUGACAUUCUUCACAGCAACAGGGUGCCUCUCAACUUGGAUUUGCGUUUAAGUAUAGCUGCAGAAUCAUCAAGCGCUCUAGCUUACAUGCAUUCAUUUGGCAUGUGUAAAAUCUUAUUUGGUAGUUUUAAACCAUCUUAUAUACUCUUGGAUGACAACUUUAUGGCUAAGGUCUCAUACUUUGGCAUGUCAAGCAUGGCUGCGGGACACAACGGAACAAUCGAUGGUGAAAUGGUUUAUAUGGAUCCAGCGUAUGUACAAACAGGCCUGCUAACCGGAAAAAGUGAUGUCUACAGCUUUGGAGUUACCAUCUUGGAGCUUGUUACUAGGAGGAAGGCCACACAUUCUGACAAUAACAGCUUGGUGAGGAAUUUCCUUGAGAAUCACAAGAUGGGGAGGAAAUCAACUGAGUUGUUUGAUGAGGAAAUUGUAGUGUCAAAAAAUCCGGAGUUUAUUGAGAUUCUUGCAAAAAUUGCUGUGGAGUGUAUUAACCUCUAUCCGGACGAAAGACCGACAAUGGAAGAUGUUGCAGACCGUCUUUCCGCACUGAAUGAUUACCGUAGACAAGGUGUGAGCUUGCAUUCUUUAUAG